This is a messenger RNA of Zootoca vivipara (common lizard), 906 nucleotides long. RefSeq names its product cyclin dependent kinase inhibitor 3 (gene CDKN3). NCBI's taxonomy places the organism in Eukaryota, Metazoa, Chordata, Lepidosauria, Squamata, Lacertidae. The record is from RefSeq and is a predicted model, not a curated record. Gene Ontology annotation, molecular function: protein tyrosine phosphatase activity. Gene Ontology annotation, biological process: protein dephosphorylation.
AUGCAGGCAAACGAGUUCGACUCAUCGGAUGAAGAACCCUCGGAGGAAGAACAGGUACCCUUUCAAGUAUCCUGGUUAGCCCUAUCAUCAACCUAUUCCCAAUUUCUGGGAAUUUGCUCACUACCAGGUUGCCGAUUCAAAAGUAUUAGAAGAAGCCUUCAGAAAGAUAUAGAUGAACUGAAGAGCUACGGGGUGCAGGAAGUCUUUGUCCUCUGUACCAGAGGAGAGCUUUCAAAAUACCGUGUCCCACACCUCCUAGAGGCAUAUCAGAGCCAAGGGAUUGCUGUGCACCACCACCCUAUACCUGAUGGAGACACUCCAGACAUAGCCAAAUGUUGCCUGAUUCUAAAGGACCUGAGGAGUUGCCUCGAAGGCGACCGGAAAACCUUAAUACACUGUUAUGGAGGGCUUGGAAGAUCCUGUCUCAUAGCAGCUUGCCUUCUGCUUCAGAUAUCUGACACAAUAGGCCCACAACAGGCCAUAGACAGCCUGCGAGACUUGAGAGGUUCAGGAGCUAUACAAACCAUAAAGCAAUACAACUACCUACAUGAUUUUCGAGAGACCCUGGCUGUCCAUCUAGCGACAGAAGGUGCAAUAGCAAGAUCAGUAUCACGAUAAACAGCGGCAGAGGAAUUGAGCUGCUUCUGGAUUGCCUUUGCUUUGGGCAUGCAGGUGAAAAUGCACCUGCCUCCAACGUCUCAUUGGAACUUAGUCAAGUUAUCCUGGCACUAUCUCCCUGGCAAGCUGUCUGAUGCAAAAUACAACAAAUGUAAGCUGUGAGGGUUCUCUGUGAGCAAGAGCAAUACUGUGAUGUUUUCACAGCAUAAAUUCAUGUUUUAAAGCGCACAUUUGUCGAUGGAUUCCUGAAACGUAACAUUCUCAAUAUGUGGUUGAAUUCACAAUAAA